UCAACUCAACUGGAUAUUUACUUUUUUUUAAUUUAAAUUGGUCGUAGCCCACAGAUGUAAAUACGCACCGACGUUAACCGUGUAGUUUGGAAAUCAUUGUUUCUUCCUGUUGUGUGAAGCAAACGCGUUUUAAUUAAUUUCCACCAUGGUUCGAACACAAAGGGUAAUAAAGAUACCACGGACCAAAAAGAUAGAGCGAUUUGAAGAUGAUGACCCUGAAGCAUACAAGAACAUGCCUGUCCCCGAUAAGAAAUCCUCCCAAUACACAAAGGACAAAAUUGAUGAGUUUCACGAUGAAAAGAUCGCAAAACUUUUUGCCAGCGGGGUUCAAAUGGAGAGUGACCCGGAAGAACUGGAUGACGAGGAGGAAGUGAUGGCCCUCGACGAUUCAGAGGACGACGACGAUGAGGUGGAGGAAGAAGAAGAAGAAGAGGAUGAGGAUGAGGAGACCGACAUGGAGAGUGAUCUCGAGGGCAAAAAAGAAGACGGUAAACAUCACCAUAAGAACAGUAUUUUCUUCAACGUCAUUCUAUCUUCUUUAACCGUAACGUUGUGGUCUUCUUCAGAUCUUCCUAACGAAAUGGCCUGGGGCAACAAGAAGAAGAUGUUCUACGACUCUGACUACAUCACCACCAAGGGGAAAUCUCAAGACGAGCUGGAAGCUGAGGAACAAGAGGAAGAAGAAGAGGCCAAGAAUGUCCAGAAACGUUUAGCUGCAAAUCUGAGCGAGGAGGAUUAUGAUUUGAACUUUUUUCAGGAAUUUGCUGUGGAAGAGAAAGAUGAAAACAAGACUGUGGAAAAAGAAGAGAGGAUUGUGAAAGACCUGAAGCAAAUGUCCCAGAAGGAAAAGAUGAAACUUUUGAAAAAGGAGUCACCAGAGCUUCUUGAACUUAUCCAGGACUUCAAGGCAAAGCUCGGUGAACUGAAGAAUGAGCUGCAGCCUCUCGUGCAGAUGGUCAAGGCCGGAAAGAUCCCACCAGGAAAGGGCGCCGACUACCUCAAGACAAAACAGCAACUGUAUCUGAAUUACUGCACAAACAUCAGUUUCUACUUGGUGCUGAAGGCCAAGCGAAUCCCUGCUCACAACCACCCGGUGAUUGAAAGACUGCUCACCUACAGAAACCUGAUCAAUGAGCUGGGUCCGGUAGACACUCGGCUCGCCCCUCAGUUUCGCGAGUUGCUGACCGGUGGGAACGGCGAGACCGCCGGCAGACCAUCCGAGGGCAAGAAGACCAGAGGCGCCGCCGCCAAGACGAAAAAGGAUUCUGGAGAAUCUUUGCAUGUGGUCGCGGAGGACUCUGACUCCGACCUGGAAGAGGAGGCGGCUCUGCGUUUCUACAGAGAAGUGGAGGCGCGGUCGAAAUUGAAGAGAAAGGGCAAAGCCCCUGAAGCCGAAGAGACGGAGGAGAAAGAAAAUGAUGUGGAGGAGGAUCCAGAUGCUAAGAGAGGAAUCACGUACCAGAUGUUCAAGAACAAGGGACUCACACCUAAGAGGAAGAAAAUUGAUCGUAAUCCCAGAGUCAAGCACAGAGAGAAGUUCAGACGGGCCAAAAUCCGCAGAAAGGGCCAGGUGCGAGAGGUCCGUCGGGAGGAGACGAGAUACAGUGGAGAGUUGUCUGGUAUUCGUGCUGGUGUCAAGAAGAGCACCAAACUUAAGUAGCCAUGCAGGAAACUGUAAUAUGCUGCCAAGUAAAACCACAGGACUUACUUGUGGUCUUUGUUUUAUGCAUGUAGUAAAAACAUGUCCCUUAAUUAUUCAGUUGUCAAUUGUUGUUGAGAAAUCAACACAGAUUUUCAGUUCUAGAUCAUUGUGCAAUGUGAAUAAACAUUAAACUUUCAAACUUGAA
Molecule: messenger RNA, 1847 nt
Organism: Pungitius pungitius (ninespine stickleback)
Lineage: Eukaryota; Metazoa; Chordata; Actinopteri; Perciformes; Gasterosteidae
Gene: utp3
Product: UTP3 small subunit processome component
Exons: 15
Coding region: 146-1660 (504 amino acids)
Biological process (GO): maturation of SSU-rRNA from tricistronic rRNA transcript (SSU-rRNA, 5.8S rRNA, LSU-rRNA)
Cellular component (GO): small-subunit processome; nucleolus
Source: RefSeq, a predicted model, not a curated record